Molecule: messenger RNA, 2580 nt
Organism: Populus nigra (black poplar)
Lineage: Eukaryota; Viridiplantae; Streptophyta; Magnoliopsida; Malpighiales; Salicaceae
Product: ABC transporter G family member 1-like
Exons: 8
Coding region: 232-2409 (725 amino acids)
Cellular component (GO): membrane
Molecular function (GO): ATP hydrolysis activity; ABC-type transporter activity; ATP binding
Source: RefSeq, a predicted model, not a curated record
AUUCAUUUUCAAGCCAAAAAAAAAAAAAAACACUUCAAGAAUCAUUCUACACUAAUUUUACCGAUCACACAUUUACUUCGGCACGCUCUGGUUGAUUUGAAUAGAGUAUUUUGACAAAAUCUAAGCCUAUAAAUUAGAGAAGCUGUUUAUUCAUUAAUCACCGGUACCGUUGUAAUUGAUCAAGUACAAACUCCUUCCUGACGACUUCUACAGGUUUUGCUAAUUGAGCAAAUGGAUUCUGCAGUUAAUGUGCCUAGAUGGACUCCAAGUCCAAGCCCCACUAGAUCACUUCUAAAAGAGCCUGAAACAAAAGCUAACGUUGUUCCAUCGAAAAGAGAAGCAGGUGUAGAUGACUUGGAGUUGCAAAGCAUAAUCUCUGAGGAAGAUGGCAAGCCUACAACGGUAGACAGCACGUUCCCAUUUAGCCCUGGCACCACAGCAGGUCCUGAUCCACCUCCUUAUUCAGGCACCUAUGAAGCAUCAUCUAUGAUGACAGAGAUGGAGCCACUCGGGACGUUACCAAAGGGAGGCAAGAACUAUGAUGGUGACGGCUUGACAUCAAAGGGAAACAGAAAUGGCCUUCUCAUGACAUGGAUUGAUCUGUGGGUUACAGUGCCUGAUGGGAAAAACGGGGGCCGACCACUCCUGCACGGUCUAACCGGUUAUGCUCAGCCAGGGGAGGUUUUGGCUAUUAUGGGUCCUUCGGGAAGCGGCAAGACAACUCUUCUAGAUGCUCUGGCAGGAAGAUUAAGUUCAAACACACAGCAAACUGGAGAGAUCCUAAUCAAUGGUCGAAAGGAGACACUUGCAUUUGGAACUUCGGCCUACGUUACUCAAGAUGAUACUCUAAUGACAACAUUAACUGUGAGGGAAGCUGUCUACUACUCAGCACAGCUCCAACUUCCAGACUCCAUGUCAACAUCUGAGAAGAAGGAAAGAGCUGAGAUAACAAUAAGAGAGAUGGGCUUACAAGGCUCUGCUGACACCAGAAUAGGAGGGUGGAGCGUGAAGGGCAUUAGCGGAGGACAGAAGAGGAGAGUUAGUAUUUGCAUUGAAAUCUUGACCCAGCCCAAGCUGCUCUUCCUUGAUGAGCCUACUAGUGGACUGGAUAGUGCAGCAUCUUACCAUGUCAUGAACCAUAUCGUUAAGCUUGCUCGCCAAGAAGGAAGGACAAUUGUUGCAUCAAUUCAUCAGCCAAGUAGUGAGGUUUUUGAGCUCUUCCACAACCUCUGCCUUCUUUCUUCUGGAAGAACCGUCUAUUUUGGUCCUGUUUCAAUGGCAGAACAGUUCUUUUCUUCAAAUGGCUUUCCAUGCGCUCCUUUGAGAAACCCAUCAGAUCACUACCUUAGAACCAUAAACGCGGAUUUUGAUAUGGACAUUGAACAAGGGCAUGGUGGCAGCACAGAGGAAGCCAUCAAUGUUCUUGUCAAGUCCUACAAAUCAUCAGAGAUUUUCCUGCAAGUUCGCCAGCGAGUAGCUUCCAUAUGCGAGCAGAAAGGAGGAAUUCUAGAGAAGAAAGGAAGCCAGGCAAGCUUCAUCACUCAGUGCCUAGUUCUUACAAGGAGAUCUUUCGUCAACAUGUACCGCGAUCUAGGCUAUUACUGGCUUCGCCUUGCAAUCUACAUAGCAUUGUGCCUAUGUGUAGGGACAAUCUUCUAUGAUAUUGGCUUAACUUUUGGGUCAAUACAGGCUAGAGGCUCAAUGCUCAUGUUUGUUGCUGCAUUCUUGACUUUCAUGGCAAUUGGUGGAUUCCCCUCUUUCGUAGAGGACAUGAAGAUUUUCGGACGAGAAAGAUUAAAUGGGCACUAUGGUGUUGGUGCAUAUGUUGUUGGAAACACAUUGUCUUCCAUUCCUUACCUGCUCAUGAUAUCUUUAAUCCCUGGAGCAAUGGCCUAUUACCUAGUUGGCCUUCAAAAGAGCUUGGAACACUUUGUCUGUUUCGCACUGAUACUCUUCGUGUGCAUGAUGCUGGUCGAAAGCUUAAUGAUGAUCGUUGCAAGUAUCGUGCCAGAUUUCUUGAUGGGUAUUAUAACAGGUGCAGGAAUUCAAGGUGUUAUGAUGUUAAACGGAGGAUUUUUUCGGUUGCCAGAUGAUCUUCCUAAGCCUUUCUGGAGAUAUCCGAUGUACUACAUUGCAUUCCACAAAUAUGCAAACCAAGGGUUCUACAAGAAUGAAUUCCAAGGAUUGACAUUCCCUAAUAAUCUAGCCGGAGGGCCACCUACCAUUACUGGCGAAGAAAUUCUGAAAAACACAUGGCAAGUAGAGAUGGGUUAUUCUAAGUGGAUUGAUAUCGCUAUCCUCUUAGGAAUGGUGAUUCUUUACCGUCUCAUGUUUUUGGGAAUCAUAAAACUUGUUGAAAAGGUUAAACCAAUCAUCAGAGCUGCUUUUGCUGGUGCUCCAAGACAAUAAAAAAAUGUCUAGAGAAUCCCUCUUCCUCACUUUCCGAUGAAGCUCGUGCUUAAUAUGUCUUGCUACUUUAUAGAUCUCUUUUAAUUUUAUCUUCUUACCAAGUUAAACUGUGUAGCUGGGAAUUGCAGAUAAUAGUUUAUGCAAAUAUUGAUUGUUAAAUAUUAGUUUUAA